Messenger RNA from Staurois parvus, 1542 nucleotides. Lineage: Eukaryota; Metazoa; Chordata; Amphibia; Anura; Ranidae. The record is from the annotation of a GenBank genome assembly.
GAAUUUCAUGGCUGGCUUUUCUUGUUUUCAGGUUUCUCUCACUCUGCAUUCACAUUUGGAAUUGAAAGUCAUAUCAGCCAGUCUAACAUCAAUGGGACACUAGUGCCACCUGCCGCCCUUAUCUCCAUCCUGCAGAAAGGUUUACAGUAUGUGGAAGCUGAAAUCAGCAUAAAUGAAGAUGGCACAGUGUUUGAUGGUCGGCCUAUAGAAUCCUUAUCUUUAAUUGAUGCAGUAAUGCCAGAUGUUGUACAGACUAGACAACAAGCCUUUAGAGAGAAGUUGGCUCAGCAACAAGCUGCUGCAGCAGUAUCUGCACCAAGUGCAGCGACAGUCACCACUGCCCCAGCAGCACCUGCAACCCAGCAGGUGACCACACCAAAGAAUGGAGCAGCCACUGUGAAUGGUGAAGAGAAUGGAGCACAUGCAAUAAAUAACCAUGCAGAACCAAUGGAAAUUGAUGGUGAUGUGGAAAUUCCACCUAACAAAGCAACGGUGCUACGUGGACAUGAAUCUGAAGUUUUCAUCUGUGCCUGGAAUCCAGUCAGUGAUCUCCUAGCAUCUGGGUCAGGAGACUCAACGGCAAGAAUAUGGAACUUGAAUGAGAAUAACAGUAGUAAUUCCACUCAGUUAGUUUUAAGACACUGUAUACGAGAAGGUGGGCAAGAUGUUCCAAGCAACAAAGAUGUGACCUCAUUGGACUGGAAUGCUGAAGGCACACUUUUGGCUACAGGAUCAUACGAUGGUUUUGCAAGAAUUUGGACGCAGGAUGGCAACCUUGCUAGCACAUUAGGUCAGCACAAAGGUCCAAUUUUUGCACUGAAGUGGAACAAGAAAGGCAACUAUAUACUGAGUGCGGGAGUUGAUAAGACCACAAUCAUUUGGGAUGCUCAUACAGGAGAAGCAAAACAACAGUUCCCUUUCCACUCAGCUCCUGCUCUAGAUGUGGAUUGGCAGAACAAUACCACCUUUGCAUCUUGUAGCACAGACAUGUGUAUUCAUGUUUGUAGGCUUGGCUGUGACCGUCCAGUUAAAACCUUUCAAGGACACACGAAUGAAGUGAAUGCAAUUAAAUGGGACCCAUCAGGAAUGUUACUAGCAUCAUGUUCAGAUGAUAUGACCUUAAAGAUCUGGAGUAUGAAACAAGACAUAUGUGUACAUGACCUGCAGGCCCACAACAAAGAAAUCUACACAAUUAAAUGGAGUCCAACAGGCCCUAGCACCAGCAACCCAAACGCAAACAUCAUGCUUGCAAGUGCAUCUUUUGAUUCAACAGUCCGACUUUGGGAUGUUGAGCGUGGUGUCUGUAUCCAUACAUUAACCAAACAUCAAGAACCAGUAUAUAGUGUAGCCUUUAGUCCCGAUGGAAAGUAUCUGGCUAGCGGGUCCUUUGACAAAUGUGUCCAUAUAUGGAACACUCAGAAUGGCUCUCUAGUACACAGCUACAGGGGAACAGGAGGAAUAUUUGAAGUGUGUUGGAAUGCCAGAGGUGACAAAGUAGGAGCAAGUGCCUCUGAUGGAUCAGUGAGUAUCACUAUAGAUCUG